This is a messenger RNA of Colletotrichum acutatum, 1026 nucleotides long. RefSeq lists its product as uncharacterized. The record is from RefSeq and is a predicted model, not a curated record. The transcript has a single exon. Lineage: Eukaryota; Fungi; Ascomycota; Sordariomycetes; Glomerellales; Glomerellaceae. Bases 1 to 1026 code for a protein of 341 amino acids.
AUGAAGACGUCCAGUAGACGAGAUUCCGCCGCGGAGACAAUCAGUCCAGCAUCUGCGGUUUCUUCCGAGAGUGCCAAGAGCACCGACCACCUGAUGCGUCAAUUUGACCAGCUCAGUUCACCAAUAGGCGGAGCGUCUAUCCAGUGGCCAAAGUUGAAGAAGGUUCACAAAGAGGCAAACCGUGAAGUGCAAAAGGAGCCACUUCCGUGGCUAAAGAGACCGUUGCGUCGUGUGCAUAAAGAGGAGAACAUAUCGCAGCAAGCCCAGGAACAGAAGGCUGCUGACGUUGAGUCAUGGAGAUCUCAGCUUCGAAAGGUUGCAGCUGCAGAAGCCGAGUUCUCUGAGGGACACAACACACAUCAUUUCGAUCGUAAGCGGCCAGACAGUUGCGUCUCGUGUGGUCACGACGCCCCGUCACCACCGCAUGUUCCCGCCGACGGGGGAAAGAGUGCGUCAAAUGCUGUCAAAGCCUCUCUUGAGGAGAUUGACAGUGCGGAUCAAGUCGCGCAGGAGGAUCAGGCUUACGCAAUGAGACAUAGACGCCUUGAAGAGAUGAAGAAAUCGAUCUCUCAGAGAUCAAGCUCAAGGACCUCGACAACGACGAAGAUUGAAUCCAAGACUGUAAGCCAAGUCUCCCGAACUUUGGAGGCUACUCACUCUACUUCGGAAACAUUCGAAGUCGAAGACGCCAGUGCCAACGGCAGCGCGGAGCCGGUGGAGCGAUUGUCUCGAUCUCUUGACAACGAAGUCGAGGUAUUUAGUCCGCUGCCAAUUAUGCCACCGAACCAUACAUGCUCUUGGAAGGAGAGGUAUCACGACUUGAAAGCGGAGGUGCGGGAGUUGAAGGCGGAGAUCGUUUCUCGAGAACGGAGCGACACGCCUGGGCAUGUGGACGUGGGCGUCAACGUCAGCCAGGAUGAUGACUACGAAUUGGGAGUGGAAGGACUCACCAUUGUCCUGCAUCUCAGAGGCAAAGACGAUUUGAUCAUCAACACGGACUUGACGCAUGCCUCUUCCGGACUUUGA